AUGAAGGUGACCGUGAAAUCGACGACCAUGGUCCAGCCGGCAGAACACAGGCCACGCCACAGCCUGUGGCUGUCGAACUUGGACCUUCUCCAGCUGAGAAGCCACGUCACUCGAGCGAUCUGCGCGUACAACAAGCAUCCUGCUUCUUCUUACUCGGAGUCCUUCUUCUUCUUCGACGUCGGGGAGGCGGAAUCGGAGGCUGCACUUUCCGAGAUCGGGGAGCUCCUGUACACGGCGGGAGGUCGAGAGUUCUCGCCGGGGAAAGAGGCUGAUGAUGAGAGUUCUCGAGUCGAUUAUUCUAGAGGGGUUUCUUCUUAUCCGCUGCUGAUUCUCCAGAUAACAAGGCUCAAGUGCGACGGAGUAUGUCUCGGAAUCGGAAUCCACCAUGUUGUAGCCGACGGGGAAUCAUUACUGAGCUUCAUCAACACUUGGGCAGACAUGGCUCGAGGUUUACCCGUUACAGCGACGCCGUUUUGGGACCACACCAUUCUGAGAGCUCGAUAA
Messenger RNA from Linum tenue, 504 nucleotides. The record is from the annotation of a GenBank genome assembly. Lineage: Eukaryota; Viridiplantae; Streptophyta; Magnoliopsida; Malpighiales; Linaceae.